AUGUCUAAAAUUCCCGCCGCACCAGCAUGGGACAAACCCAACCCCAAUCUCAACACCAUGCCAACUGAGAUCCUCAAGAAGAUCAUCGGCUACACCGUCCCCGACAAUCUCGACAUCAACAUCACCAACGUUCACCGCAUCGGCAUGACAUCCAUCUCCUGGUCGCCAGAGUGGGUCUCGAACCUCCGCCUUGUCUCCCGACGCAUUCGCAAGGUCGUACUGGUCGCUAUGGUGAAGAACUGCGGCAUUCACUUCACUAUGGGAGAGCCUGAGGUCCGAAAGAUGUUGAAGGCGAGUGGCGAGUCCAUCCGGGGUAAGAUGAAGGAGUGGGUCAAGUCUCAGUACAAUCUGUCAGUCGGAGAGGAGAAGACGUCGUUGGGCGGUGUUGUGCACAAGGUGGUCAGCGUAGAUCUUGCGUGGACUCAGGUUGUUGGGGACAUGGCUGGUUGGGAGCUGACUCAUUCCCCGGAGACGUAUGCCUUCGUUUGGGAAUACGCCGAAUCUCGCAUUGAGGGUCAACUUCAAGACACAAAGCUACAAACAGGCGGCCUACGAAACCUCGCCGCCUCUGGCCACCGCGUCAACAUGUAUGUGAUCUUGUCUUCAGCCGUCAUUGCACCACCAUGGGACAAACGCAAGCCGGAGCUUGGGAGUAUGCCAUUCGAGAUUCUUGAGAAGAUCGUCGCCUUCGCGAUCGGCCAAACAGUCAGCAUUGAGAUGUCGUUCAAGGGCAGAGGGCCUCUGGCUGUGAGCAACACUCUGCACGGCGCUAUCAAGUGGUACCAGGCACGCAUUCCAAAUCUUCUGCUCACCUCGAAGCGGUUCCGCCGAGUCACUCAGUCUUUGCUGCCCAAGCUCGAUACCCAGCUCAUUAUCGAGGUCCAAAACGCAGAUGCGCUGAAUAGUUCCAUGGAGCGAGAUGCCUUCGCUAGGAGCCGAACGUACCGACUGGCGCUGCGUCAUUUCAUGAAGCUCGUUGGCACUGUGCCCGACAAACAAUGGAUCGGCUGA
This is a messenger RNA of Cyphellophora attinorum, 1011 nucleotides long. RefSeq lists its product as uncharacterized. The record is from RefSeq and is a predicted model, not a curated record. The coding region runs from base 1 to 1011 and encodes 336 amino acids. NCBI's taxonomy places the organism in Eukaryota, Fungi, Ascomycota, Eurotiomycetes, Chaetothyriales, Cyphellophoraceae. The transcript is spliced from 4 exons.